Molecule: messenger RNA, 696 nt
Organism: Cyprinodon variegatus (sheepshead minnow)
Lineage: Eukaryota; Metazoa; Chordata; Actinopteri; Cyprinodontiformes; Cyprinodontidae
Product: macrophage receptor MARCO-like
Exons: 3
Coding region: 44-346 (100 amino acids)
Cellular component (GO): membrane
Source: RefSeq, a predicted model, not a curated record
ACCUGGACCACAAGGAUUACAAGGACAAAAGGGCGAGUCAAAUAUGCAGUUGAAUGUGCGUCUAGUACCUGGGAGAAACAGAGGAAGAGUGGAAGUCAUGCAUAAUAAUGUUUGGGGUACUAUCUGCGAUGACUCGUUUGACCUUCUGGAUGGAAGAGUGAUCUGUAAGAUGCUAGGGUUCCAGUCUGCUAUUCACCACUUCACUGCUGCCCCUGGUGUCGGUAAGAUAUGGCUGGAUGAGCUGCAGUGCACAGGAACAGAGUCUGAUAUCUUUAACUGUCGUCACUCUGAAGUUGGUGUUCACAACUGUAAGCAUAAUGAGGAUGUGGGGGUGCAAUGUGCAUAGACGGAGACCGAAGAUGGAGUUUACUGCGUAAACAGAGUUAUAUUAGACUGCAGCGUGCUUCAGAAUAUAUGUUUUUUUUUUUAUUAUUUUUAUUAUGUUUUUUUUUUUUUUGCUUUGGUCAUUUCAUUUCGUUUGUACAAUUUAUCAUCCAUAACAUUCCAGACACAUUCUUAAUGGAGUAAGUCCUUUAUAUAAUACCUGACCAACAGCUUCUUGGACUUGGAAAGCCAAGUCACCAGUCAGACAUUUGGCCUUCUAGGUACAUUUUGUACUUAUUUUUGGAGCAAAUUGUAAAGUCUUGGGAGGGGCCAGAAGUUUUUUUCCAUAUUCAUGAUACAGAUGCUACAUUU